This is a messenger RNA of Megalops cyprinoides (Indo-Pacific tarpon), 5126 nucleotides long. RefSeq names its product aryl hydrocarbon receptor 2 (gene ahr2). Gene Ontology annotation, cellular component: aryl hydrocarbon receptor complex; nucleus. Lineage: Eukaryota; Metazoa; Chordata; Actinopteri; Elopiformes; Megalopidae. The record is from RefSeq and is a predicted model, not a curated record. Gene Ontology annotation, molecular function: nuclear receptor activity; transcription cis-regulatory region binding; protein dimerization activity. Gene Ontology annotation, biological process: regulation of transcription by RNA polymerase II. Bases 308 to 3574 code for a protein of 1088 amino acids. The transcript has 11 exons.
AAAAUAGAAAGGAAGAAGGAAAAUUUGCUCUGAUCACGCCAUUACUAUCCGCUGUGGAACAGGAAACUUUCCAAAACUUUUAACCUUCCAGAAGUCCUGAAUGUGACUCUGUAUCGAGAAGGGUCGUUUCUGAAUCCUUGGAUAUGACAGUCUUGCGCUGAGAGGGGAUCCGCAUGUCAACCAACUCCAUUUCUUUUGGGAGGUUAUUUUCUCGGCAUUUAUUUUAGCGUGCUUCGGAAGUCGCCAGCAAGGAGGAGACGGAGCUUGGUGGAUAGCUACAUUUCAAGUCUUUAUACUAGAGAGAGGAAUGAUGUUGGGGAAUGUUGGAAUAUAUGCGGCGAAGAAACGUAAGAAGCCCGUACAGAAAAUUCCCAAGCCCCCGCCUCCUGAUGGAAUCAAGUCCAACCCCUCCAAGCGUCACCGGGAUCGGCUGAACAGCGAGCUGGAUAAGCUGACCAGCCUGCUGCCCUUCUCGGAGGAUGUGCGGGCGAGGCUGGACAAGCUGUCGGUGCUCCGCCUUAGCGUGGGAUACCUGAAGGUCAAGAGCUUCUUCAAUGCAACCAUGCAGAAGGGCAGCACAGGCUGGACGGGGGACCGGGCCGUGUCCUUUGGCGGGAAUGGGCAGGUCAUGACCACAAUCGACGGCGUCACCUUCUCGGAAGCAGACCUGCUGCUACAGGCCCUGAACGGCUUUGUCCUGGUGGUCACAGCGGAAGGAUACGUCUUUUACACCUCGCCCACCAUUCAGGACUACCUCGGCUUCCACCAGUCUGACGUUGUCCACCAGAGUGUGUUUGAGCUGAUCCACACCGACGACCGCAGCAUGUUCCGACGCCAGCUUCACUUCGCCCUCAACCCCAACCAGUUUAACCCAGAGCAGAGUGGGGAAGAGUGUUUGCCUGGCAUGCAAAGCAGUACUGACGUCAGCAGCAAUGUUGUGACCUAUGACCCCCAACACAUCCCCCCAGAGAACUCGUCUUUCCUGGAAAGGAGCUUUGUGUGUCGGUUUCGCUGUCUCCUUGACAACUCCUCUGGCUUCCUGGCCCUGAACUUCCAGGGGCGGCUGAAGUACCUCCACGGUCAGAACAAAGUCGCCGAAGAUGGGACCAUGGUGCACCCUCAGCUGGCCCUGUUCGCCAUAGCCACGCCCAUGCAGCCCCCCUCCAUUCUGGAGAUCAGGACCAAGACCCUCAUUUUCCAGACCAAACACAAGCUGGACUUCACGCCUAUGGGCAUUGACAGCAGGGGGAAGGUGGUUUUGGGGUACACAGAAACUGAGCUAUGUCUGAGAGGCUCUGGCUAUCAGUUCAUCCACGCCGCCGACAUGAUGUACUGCGCAGACAACCAUGUCAGAAUGAUAAAAACAGGAGAAAGUGGUUUUACGGUGUUCAGGCUCCUGACAAAGACAGGCGUGUGGGUCUGGGUCCAAGCCAAUGCCAGGCUGGUGUACAAGGGAGGAAGGCCCGACUUCAUCAUUGCACGUCAGAGAGCCUUGACUAACGAGGAGGGUGAAGAGCACCUGCGCCAGAGGAAGCUGCAGCUUCCCUUCAACUUCGCCACCGGAGAGGGGUUGCUGUACGAGACCGGCCCCAGCCUGGACUUCCCUCUCAUCCCGGGCAACGGCAAAGCCGCCAAAAUCAGGAAGAUGCCCGACCAGAAGGACCUGGAUCCCAACUCCCUUCUGGGCUCCAUGCUGAAGCAGGACCAUUCGGUCUACAUCCAGCCCCCCGACACCGACCACCAGUUUUCCCUGGACCAAGCCUUCAUGGACAGCCACGCUCUCGUCAACGUCCCCGGCGACACCUGGCAGGAGGGAGCCUCGAAAACCAACGGCCUGGUGAAGGAGGAGACCGCGAUGAGGGCGAUGAUAGACACGCUGGAGCAGAUCAUAGGAGACCGCAAGCUGUGCUCCUCCCUGGAGGAGCUGGACCCGGUGGAGCUGCAGGAGUGGGAGAGCGCCCUGCUGAAGAUGAACAUCAGCAACAACGACAUGUCUGUCGAGUUUAACAACAUCCUCACCAACGAUAUCUUCACCUACGUGGAGGAGGCCCUUUUCAAGGAGAACGGCAUGAGCCAGUGCCCUGAGCAGCUUAAUACCAACAACAGCUUCCCCAACAACUCACUCAUCAACCAGAGCACCUUUGUAGGAGGGACAGAAAGCCUGCCAGGGGUGGAGUUACAGAAUUCCAUGUUGCCUGUCAACCAGGUUUUCAACCACCACAAUCAGAUGGUCAGUGACCAGGCGGUGGCUGAUCCCCAGUCCAACUUCCUGGGGGUGGGAGGGCAAAGCCUUCUGGGAACAGGAAGUGAGGUCCGAGGCAUGCAGAAGCUCACGCACAUGGAUCCUCCAGUCGCCGCAGUGCUAACUAGCCCCGCCCAGAUGCAGCCUGCCCUGCAGCAGACGCAGCCAGCUGACGUGUUCACCCAGUCACUGGAGCUGUCUGAGCUCUGCGCCCCAAACAGCCUGGGCCAAGACAACUUGAUGAACUUCGACCUCACGUCGACACAAUCCUGUGCUCAGAGCUGCAGCCAGGUGAGGCAUGGCCUGCCUGUCUCACAGACUAUGCACAAUCCUACCAAGAUGAACAGCCUUGGGCUGUGUCCUCAAAAACAAAUGCAGUCGCCUCAAACCGCCGCCAGGCAAGGCCUUCCCAACCCAAUGACUCUGCCCCUCCAGAACCAAACACAACCAGGGGUGCCAGUCCAGCAAAUACCCUUCCAGCCACAGAAUCCUGUCAACCAAUCCAAUCAGUUGGCCUCAAGCCAGGAGAGCCAGUGGCUUCCCUCCAUCCCCAACACUAACUUUGCAGAUGAUCUGCUGGAGGCUUGCACCUCGAAUGUUUCCGUACAGUCGGACCUCUUGAGUCCGUCGCCGUCCAUGUGCCUUCAAGGACAGUUUUCCCUGCAGACUCAGAGCAGUCAAAGUCAGGGACUGCAGCCGUGGCAACAGCAGCAGCCGCUUUCCACGGCAGCGCAAAAUGGCCACCAGCAUCUGCCGGCCCGUUUCAGUCAGGCCCCAGGAUUUCAAACACAACCCGCAACAGGUCUCAUUCGUCAGAGCUCACAGAACUGCAGGGUCGGUUACGGGCCCCAAAAGACACCCAACGGCGUCUACCACCCCCACCCACAGGGGGUGCUGUCGCACGAGCUGCCCCCAGCAGGAAACAGCAGCUGUAUGUUUGAGAACAGCACCCCCCAGGUCCCUGUCAACGGGAUGCAGUUCAGCAACAUGGGGGCGCUGGCAGCAACUGUGCCCUGCCAGACACAGGUGCCUUCCUACAACGAGAGCCCCCCGCAGGCCUCCUGCUACUUCCAGAGGAACGCCAGCGGGCCCAUCGUGGGCACGUCGGCCAUCUCCCAGGGGGACACCAACAUCAGCCCCACGUCCUGCCAGAUGACACCCAACUUCUCCCCGGAGAGCCUGCUGUCCCAAGCGCAAUAUCUCAGCUGCAGCGGGCAGACACAGAUCCCGAGCCAUCCGCCAGAGGAAAACGGACUUUUCUCAUUCCCUCCCCUCAGCAACGGAGCCACGUAUUUUUCUGAGAGCAAUCAAACCAAUUGUUGUGACUUCUAGAGUAGGAGAAGCAAAAGGCAGAGAGACAGAGAAGCAGCGCAACAAUCACAAAUGGGAAGGUGUGGGCCACAUCCGUGGGGGCUCUGUAGGUGCCCCCAGAAAUUCCCCCUUUUUGGCUUUUACAGAGACACGAAAGUCGGCCUCGAUCUCAGUCUGUCCUCGCAGCUUGUGCCCAAAAAAAAGGCAGGUAUUCAACCCACCCUGCCCCCUCCUUACCCUGCCCCACCAGGCUGUGACGUUUGGUAAGGUCACGCUUUGGAAACAGAUCUUCACCAGAGUUCUACCCAGAGAGAUGUGCCUCAUGCCAGAUUCGUCCUUUCGUCUUGUUUGGAGCAGAGCAAGAAUUCACACCGGAAUAUAUUCAUUGUUUUGUUUUGUGUGUUUUUGGAUAAUUGUGUCUGUUCUGAUUUUUGUAUUCAUAGAAAAGAAAAUGCCAGAGCUGUGGAAACCAGUUGCAAUAAAUGUGUGUGUUUAUGGGAGGAAUUACCCAGCAAGUUGACUGUAUUGCUUUUUGAGGGCAUCUGGCUGUGCAAAAUUCUGUGCAAAUUCACUGAUAUUCACAUUGAGUGGAUCGUCUGGCAUGGUGAGAACAGAGAUUGGGGAUGAACCAUCCAAACGGUGUUAAUAUCAGUGAAUUUUUGCCACAAGGUUGGUGCAGCAUGACACCCUCAAACAUGAUCAGUAUGAUGAAGUAAACAAGGCGGGUCACAGUACGAUGUCAUCAGAAUCAGAUUCCUGGGAAUUGAUUUGGGCAGAAAGAUUCCACAUUACUUGUUGGAAAACCCUAGACUCGACUUAACAGGAGUGAUCUUAGCAAUUGUAGUGGAAUCAGGCCACAUUAAUAUCCUGUAAAUCAAUUCCAUAUGCCCCGUGGCUGGGAGGUAAAAGGUCACUCCAGGAAAGAGUGUUGUUAGUAUCUCACCCUCAAAUCUAUGGCACAGCUGAAUAUUUUGGAAAAGCCAAUGAAAGAAAAGAUCUGGAUCUGUCUGAGCGCUUACAGUGUAGUGUAAAUGUAAAUGUAACAUACGUAUCUAAAUAUAUAAGUAUAUAUACAUAUAUAUGUAUGCCACAUAUGCCACAAACUUGAGGUGAUUCCCAGGAACCUGUUGGAUUUCACAUGGGUUCCAGUGAGAUAAUGCACAGUGGACUGUAACAGAAAUGGUGUGUCGCAUAGAGGCUGGUCGCAUAGGAGGAAUUCCCUGCUCAGCAUAUUAAGGCUGCUGCCCUGAUGAUGUUCUUGCAUUCGAAAUUGUGUUUCAUUUUUACUUUUCAAAAUAUCAUAUAAUAACAAGAUAUGUUAAUCAGAUUGUUAACGAUAAAGGAUAUCAUUUAUUCAUCCAGCGUUGUUUUGUUUUAAAAAAAACGUGCUUCUUUUAUAUUUUUAUACGCAUUUAAUUGAAAUUAUUAACAUGUCAUUGAGCCAUUCUUUGUUUAAUGUGUUUCUUGUGUUUCUUGCUUGUUUGUCAUUCACAGAUAUUAUCCUUCCUUUGUGCUAUGUACUUGUGCUUCUGUUGGUAACUCAGACUUCAGAGGGAUGUAGCUACUGCCCCCC